Molecule: messenger RNA, 7063 nt
Organism: Blepharisma stoltei
Lineage: Eukaryota; Ciliophora; Heterotrichea; Heterotrichida; Blepharismidae
Source: the annotation of a GenBank genome assembly
AUGAAAGACUCUCCACCUCAUAGAGCAUUAUCAAACUGGUUUAAAAAGAAUUAUUCAAAGCAGGUUGCCAAAUCAGCUCAUUUUAACCCCAUUUCUGGCAGUCUAACCUAUUCUAACAGUGCUAUUAUAUUUCCAUCCCAUUCAAGAUCUCGAGCUCGAUCAUCAAGUCCAAGUUAUCCUUUCUUAAUUCUAUACCCCCAAAAUAUUAAUUUCUGUAUCCCUCAUCCUAAGCCAAACUAAAAAAUCUCCAAUAAAUAUUUAAUUUAUUUUAAUAGUAACCCAAUACGUUUUUCCUACAAAAGCUGACUCAUCUAUGCUUAACGAUGAAUUUGUAGUUGGCUGCAGUGUAUGUGGGACUCAAGCUGUAGAAGAAGCUUACUAUACUUAUAAUAACUCACCUCCACCAGUGCGUCCUUCUCAUUAUUCAUAUUGUCCUGACUUAAAUGACCCUAAUUCAGGAGCGUAUACCAGAAUAAUAGAAAUCGUCGAAAAAGAGUCUGAGUGUGUGCCAAAAAACGAAAUUUCGUCUAUAAAAAGAAUAGAAACUGGAGAAAGCCCUGAGAAAUUUGAUAGAAAUUAUUCAAGCCCUUUUAGGUAUAGAAAAGAAGGCAGCUCUAUAAGUCCACAUGAAAGGAAAAUUGUAUAUAAAGAAAUCUCCCCACCGCCUAGAGUAGGUUUGACGCCUCUAAAUUAUGAAGAUAAACAAAUAGUAAAAGAAUGCGGGUUAACCAAUAACGCUGCUAAAUAUUAUGUACAAGAAGAAGAAAGGACAAGGGUCGUCACACGACGAGCAGAAUAUGCAAGCAGACCUGUAGGGAUAAGCAGGACAAUUAUAAGGACUGAAAAAGAUGGGCAAGGGAUCAAUGAAAAUUUAGAAGAAAACAAAGAACUCCUGACAACUGAAAAAACCAAAUUUUCAUCAAAGCAGCUCCUGCUUAGCAAGCUACAAAGAAGAAGCGAUUUGUCACCUAGUAAAACUAAUGAAAUAGAAAGAGGCCGACAAAGACUGAAAAGACAUGAAGAAAUGGAAGAAGAGCCAAGAGACCCUCGGGUUAUUCCCCAAAGAUAUGAAACAAAGCCUACUAGAAUUCAUCUUGAUGUAAAUGAAAUUGAAAACUCAAGCAAUUAUGUGCAAAAUUAUGACUGUGGAAAUUCUCCAGAUACUGUUUAUCAAUCCCCCUACAGAAGAAUUGUGAUGACUGAGACUGUCUAUCAUUUCCAGAUUGACCCUAUAAAUUAUAGAUAUAAAGAAAAACCAAGGCAUUCCUUUGGGAAUUUAUCAAGCGAAAUGUCAGACAUCUCAGAGACUGGGUCAUAUAAAGAGGCCAAUACUCAUUUUAAAGACCCAGCAGGCGGACUUAAUAGCAUUUCUGAUAUUGACAAUUUAAUAGCAAAAGCAUUAGAAGACCUCCCAGGGUAUAAUGAAAAAAAUAUCCCUAAAAAAAUAAUUGAAAUGGACGAAUACCCGUCCCAGCACCGACAAAUCAGUAUGGAGUCAUAUAUAAGUGAAGAUAGUAAAGAAAUCGAAAAAAAUAAAAAAAAUAAUGAGAAUUCGCCUUAUAAAAAAAAUAAGUCAGAAACUAACAUAAGUGAAGGGAAAAGACCUGAAACAUUUUUAAGUGGGGAUUUUACGUAUAGUAACAGUUUAUUGUCAAAAUCGCAGCAAUUUAGCAGUGAUUUAGAUAAAAGUUUGCCUAUAAAAGAUAGCUUAAGAUCAUUCUAUGAAAAUGAAGAAAUGUGUCGAGAAGGUUUUAGUGAAGAAAUGGGCAGAGGAGCACUAAAUGAAGAAAUCAGCAAUAAAGAAGAUUUUAAUAGAGAGUUGUUAAACGAAGACUCUGAGGGAUCAUUGAGCCAGCCAAAAACCGCUUACUUUUAUUUUCAUCAAGAUAGAUGGCCUAUAUAUCAAGCUGAAAAGAGUAGUCUUACAAGUGCAGAGGUUAGGUUAGGCUAUUAAAGUCAGGCGUUAGCCAUAUUGAUAAUAUAGUCACCAAAGAUCUCCCGUACUGGAGGUUCAAAACCGCUUUUCGACUCCAGCCUAGAGAUCUUUCCCUUGAAGGCGGGUGCCACUUCCGGUGCCUUUUGUCUCCUCCUUGCCUUGCGGCUUCAGUCUUGAGCGGGCGGCUUACUUAUAAGUGCAGAGAGAACAAAACUAAUUGAGAAGGAAUGAAAUGAAUUAUCUGAAGCUGAAAAGGAUCAUUAUAUUGAAAAAGCUGUACUUGAGAGAGAUCUACUUUUAAACCAAGAAGAAGCAAGAAGUGAUUCUUCUAAUAAAUUGCCCUCUAGUCAGUUAUUAAAUAAAGAAGAUGAACAAAGCGACAUGGAUUCUCCAUCAUUUGGCCCAAAAACUCCUGAGACAGAUUUUAUGUAUUUUUCUCAGAAUAAAGAAGCUGAAAAUGAAAAUCUUAAAAGCAAUGAGGAAUUUUCAGCUAGCAAGAAAUGGGAUUCAUCUGAAGCUGAAAAAGCUGUAGAAAUGGCUGAAGAAAAUCAAUUUAAGGAUGAAAAAGAAUUAGAAGUUCCUGAAGAAAAUAGUUCAUAUAGAUCUCAGCAGCUAUAUAACUCUGACGCAAUAACAAAAGCUGAAGGAGAAAGCUUUUCAGCAUUUUUACCUUCAAAACCAAAAACAGCUUGCUUUUAUUAUUAUCAAGAUCGUAAGUUAUCACUAGAAGCUGAAAGACCUGAUCUCAAUAAUGCAGAACACAUAAAAAUUGCAGAAAAGGAAUGACUUGGACUGUCUGGAGAAGAAAAAGCUCCAUAUAUUGAAAAAGCUAUAAAGGAUAAUGAAAAAUACGAAAAAGACAAAAAUUUAUAUUUUAGCUCAGGAGAGCCUGAAAAUUUGUCAGACCUAAAAUUGUUUAAAUAUUCAUCAUUGGGCAUAAAAGAAGAAAACAAAGAAGAUCUCAGCGAAGAAGCCAAAAUUGUGACUGGAUCUUCAGGGAAAGGAAGUAUUUUUACUUUCAGAGAAGAAAAUGAAGCCCAAGUUCCUGAAAUUAUAGGGAAUUCUGAAGAAGACGCAGAAAUAGUUUAUGAAGAAAUUGUCGAGAGUAUGCCGGAGCCUAUACAAGAUAUGAAACCGAUAAAGAAAGGCAAAAAAGCUAAGGUAAGAAGUGGCAAAAAAAGCAGCCAACUAAAAGAAGUUAAUCAAGAUGAGCCAAAGGAAAGUGACGAGAUCAAAGUCAUUGAAAAAUUCGAAGAUAUUGAGUAUGAGAUUCCUGAAGAAAAAGAUGCAGGGUAUCAGAGAGAAGAAAAUAGUCCAAAUAAAUCAAAUCCUAUAGAUCUGGGGCUUAUAAAUUUAGAAGAAAAUACUAUUUUAGAAGAAAAUGAAGAGGGAAAGCAAAUAUUGAGAACAGAUCAAGAAGAAAAAAUAAGCAAAAAUGGAGAAACUUAUCCAGAAAAAGUCCCAGCUAGUAAUUUAUCCCAAAAAACCAGCUAUAAAACUGACAAAAGUGACAAUCUAGCUGACAAUUUAAUCCACAUAAAAUCAUCAGAAAUUGCCCUUAUUUCAGAUUCUGACAUAUUUCUAUCAGAAGCUGACAAACUAAGUGAAGAAAACCAAGAGCUUUCUCCACGAUUUAAUACUUUGCCUUCUACACAAAAAGUAUUUCUAAUAGAGCCUCAAUCUAAAAGUUUUUCUGCUGAAAAUACAAGCCAAGAAAAAGUUUUUGAUUUGCCUAAACAAAUAUCCUCUAUCAAAAUAUAUAUGGUAAUAAAUUAUAGGAUUUGCCCUAGGAUGGCGCUAUAUGGCGCCAUCCUAGGGCAAGCGAAAAUUGGCUCCACACGGGAACCGUAUUCCACGUGUGGAGCCAUUUUUCCACGUGUGGAAUCCACAUUUUCCCACGUGGAAAAAUGGCUCCACACGUGGAACACAAUUCCCGUGUGGGAGCCGUGUCUCCAAUUGCCCGAGGAUGGCGCAAUAUAGCGCCAUCCUCGGGCAAUUUCUAUAUUAGCAUUAAUUAGGCUUUAAAAUUAAUAAGAAAAGAAUAAAAAAUGAAAAUAAAACCUCAAGAUCUUCAGUUGGAGAAGCCAGCGAAAAAGACUCGCAAUAUUCAGAGUCCCGUGCUGAGUCUUCAAGAGAUUCUAUUAAAAGAGCUUUAGGUGGGGACAUAAAGCAAGGAAAAAAUAAAUUAGAAGAAAAUAAGUCAGGUGUAAAAAAGAGAGUUGUUUCGAGGACAAGACCUAUAAAUUCCCCACAAGAAAAGAUAGAGCCUAUGAGCAAUUUUUCAAGCAUUUCUAAAAAUUUGACUACAAAUAAAGCUGCUUCGUAUUCUGCAUCUUUAGGGGAUGAAGAAAGUGACAGAGGAAGCAUUGAAUAUGCAAAAACAGAAGGCAAAGGAAAUGAAGAAAAUUAUGAAGGAUAUCUGCAUGGAGAAAUUACUAAAAAUGAUGAAGAAACAUCUGAGAAAAUGUGGAGCAAAGAAAAUGAAUAUAUAUAUGGAAGUAAUUUAUAUUAGCCAUUUUUACUAUUAGUAAUAUUUAUAAUUGAUUUUUAAGUAUUUUACAUCAAAACUACUACAAUUUUAAAAAUGCCAGUUAGGGAUAGAUCCUAACUCCUGCCACAAACAAGAUGGACCUAUAAGCCGAGCUUAGUGAGAGAAGUCAAGCUUCUUGAGAGUCUCGGCUUGAAGAGAAGGGUCAGUGCUGAGGCUGGCACUGACUAGAGAAGUCUUAACGGGCUUAUUAAACUUUAACGGUUCGACGGUUAGGCUAGUUCACCUACCGUUGUUCAGAGCUGCUAAUUUAGUUAAACCUCAAGUGAAGGGGACUUUCAGACACAAAGGUGCUAGAGUAAUUCUACUAAACUUAAACUUAAACAUCAAAACUAAUCUGCUUAUCUAUAGAUUUGCAUUCAUAUGAGCCAUCCCAUGAAAGUGAAGAAGAGAGAUCAUUAAAUGGAAGCGGCAACAUAUUUAUGAAGUCACAAGAAGAAAUCUAUACAAAUCAAGAAGAAAAAUCAUUAAAUGAAAGUGGGAAAUUAUUUAUUAAAAAUUCUGAAGAAAUGCAUACAAGUGAUGAAGAAGAAAUGCUGCAAAAAGAAAACAAAAUAAUAAAUAUGAAAAUUAAUGAAGAAAAACUGCAAAAAGGAAGCCAAAAGUUAUAUGAAGAAGAGAAAAAAAUUCAGGAAAUUUCGAAAAAAUCUAUUGAAGAAGAAAAGUUGCAAAUAGAGAAUAAAGUUAUGAAGCCAAAUGAAGAAGAAACGCAUAAAGGAAGACAAAAACCAUAUGAAGAAGAGAAAAAAAGCAGAGAAAUAAGUAAAAAAACUGGUGAAGAAAGAUAUAGCAGAGAUGAAGAAGAAAAAUUGCAAACAGAAAAAAAAGUUAUCAAGCCAAAUGAAGAAGAAAUAUCAAAAGAAAGGCAAGAAAUAAUUAUGAAAAAAACUGUUGAAGAAAGAUAUAAAAGAAGUGAAGAAGAAAAAUUGCAAACAGAAAAAAGAGUUAUCAAGCCAAAUGAAGAAGAAAUACAAAAAGAAAGCCAAAAAUUAUAUGAAGAAGAGAAAAAAAGUAUAGAAAUAAUUAAGAAAAAAAGUGAUGAAGAAAGAUAUAGCAGAGAUGAAGAAAAGCCUAAAAGAGAUGAAGAAAAUAUAAAUAAAAAGAGCGAAAAAAUCGAAAAAGAAAUACAGAGAAGUAAUGAACAGACUCAAGGUAGUAAAAGCCCAUUUAUAAAAUCAUCUCAAGAAGACAUUAAGAAAAAAGAUGAUGAAAAGCUUCAGAAAGGAAGUAAAAACACAAUAAAGCCAGUUCAAGAGGAAUCUACCAGAAAAGAUGUAGAAAAAUCUCAAAAAGACAGCAAAAGUAUAUAUAUAAAGCCUCAUAACGAAGAAAUCUAUAUAAGUGAUGAAGAAAAUCAGUCUGAUCCAGAGGUCCCAAAAUAUGAAAAUAAAUCCGUUAAAAAUUAUGAAGAAAAAUUAAGGGAAAGAAUGGAGCCUAGUGAUGAAGAAAUCGAUAGUAGGGAUCUUGAAGGAUCCCAAAAUGAAGCUCAUUUAAAUAUAGAGCCAGAAAUCUACGAAGAAAGUUACAGCCAAAAACCACAGAAAAGAGAAAUCUUGCUUGAAGAUCAAGACAGUGACCUAAAAGCACUAUUUGCAGGAAAAAAAGAAAGAGACUUAAUAUAUCAGCAAAAAGUGUUUAAUGAUAAGCCAAAAGAAUUAAUAGAAAAUAGGCCACAAAAGCAGCUGAGCUCACUUCAAAACCAGCCAAAAGGGACAUCUCAAAAAAGAAUUGAGAGCUCUAAUAGCUCAACCCAGUCAUUUAAAAUUGAUGACAGCGAAAAUCCUUCAAAGCCUCUAAAAACACAAUCAGUUAUAAAGCUGCAAAAAGACCCAAGUAAUGUAUCAGGACCACAAAAACUCAGUGAAUGCCUGCUGCAGAAAGAAGAAAAAAAUAUUAAAAAACAGCAAAAGCCAUCUUCAAAUUUAUCCAUAAAAUUAGCUCAGCAAGAACAAAUGUCUAGACAUAGAGCAAAUACAGAAGAAGCUGCAAGAUCUCAAGGGUCUAAUAGUCCAAUGCUGUAUCCUCAAUAUCCAUAUCCUUAUCAGCAGGCAUAUUUACCUCCACCUCCUAAUGUCUAUAAUAGCCAAUAUCAGCCUUAUGGAAUUCCUAGCCCAUACCCAUACCCUCCUUCUUAUUCUCCAGGCCUAUAUCCUCCUUCACCUCCUAACCCUUCUCCUGCUUCUUAUGAUCCUUCUUAUAUAAACUACCUUAAAUCCAUUAUAGCUCAAUCAGAACAAUAUCAAAUUUCUAAUUCAGGAAACACCCCAAAAUCAAAUAAUUCGUAUUCUUAUAGGAUAAAUAAAAGAACUUCUUAUGAAGAAAUCAGGCUUUUCCAUCAGCUUCAAGAAGAGUCUGCAAUAAAAAUCCAAAGAGCAUUUAGAAAAGUAAGAAAAUCAAAAUAUUCUUAUCAAAAAAGCUCAGUUCAUGAGGUACAAACUGAUGAAAUACCAUUUUUAAGAUUAAUUGUAAAUUCUAUAUAGACAAGUGAAGAGGAGUCAAGAAGACUCUACAAAGCAUUAUUGCUUAUUGGGACUUAUGGAGAAUUUCUGGAAGGAAGAGGUUUAAAUCUGCUGCCAUAA